Penicillium mononematosum is the source of this 783-nucleotide messenger RNA. RefSeq lists its product as uncharacterized. Bases 1 to 783 code for a protein of 260 amino acids. The transcript has 3 exons. Lineage: Eukaryota; Fungi; Ascomycota; Eurotiomycetes; Eurotiales; Aspergillaceae. The record is from RefSeq and is a predicted model, not a curated record.
AUGAUUGAUAAAAGCGUUAUCAUCACUGCCCACCGAGCUUUAGCUCUUCCAGAAAUCGUGGGUGAAAUCCUCGUUUGGCUCGGAAACGGCCCUAUACAUUGGUUACUGCAUUGCGCCUUGGUAAACAAGACAUGGUUCCACGAAGCGAUACGUAGAUUGUGGAGCGACUUAGAAGCACAUGGGAUCUUCCUCGAGGAGGGCAUGAUGGGAAUUUCCCCAGACCGCCGCCAGAUGUAUGCCAACCUUGUGAAGAUUGCAAGUGUGGCAACCUAUCUCCAGGAGACAGAACCAGUGGUUCAGCCAGCUUUGGAAAGCGUGGUCUUUCCGCAGUUACACACUUCGUACCUUGUUUUAGCCUUUCAUGGCUCGGGCACGGACAAGUGUAUCCGCAUCCCAGCCUUGAACAUGCCAAGUCUCCAGACCCUUCAUGUCGAAUAUGCGGCAGCUUUCAACAUGCCAGAUAUGAUCAAGUAUGCGGCUGGGCCCAGGUAUCUAUACCCUGAUCAAUGGGACUAUCUCGUUGACCAGAUACCGAAGCUCUUUCCUCGGUUGGUAAAUUUUCAAGUUGUGAUACCGGCCAUCCUUUAUAUUGCCGGCUUUGAGACUCUAUCUAAAAGUGAGGGGGAUACAGUUAGUGAGAAUUCUGAUAAUGAGGACCUGAACGAGGAGGAUUCGGACGACCAGGAUUUGGACCGGGACUUGGACGACCAGGAUGCGGAUGACGAGGAUACAGAUGAGGAGGGCACAACGUACACAUACACCGUGAAUGCGGAUGAGAGAUGA